GCCGCGGCCCCGAGCUCCGGAGUCAGCCGACGCGCCGAGGUCCGCCCCAUUUUGCAGCGCGAGCGGAGUCCGGACCUGGGAAGACUUCUCCGCCGGGCUCCGGCCGCCGCGGCUCUGCGCGUCCUCGCCUGCGCCCGGCCCCGCCUGCCCCGGCCCGGGGUUCUGUGCCGGGACGCUCCCAGCCCCGCGGUCUCGCGCGUCGUGGCUGGGACGCCCUGAGCUCUCGACCCGAUCCAGUGCACUGGGACGGGAAGCUGCUGGCCCACCAUACUGGUCCAUGGUUGCGGGCUUGUGCCCAGCCUUUCUAUAGUGUGUGUCGGAGACCCCAGACCUCCGUCCGAGACCCGGGUUAAGGCAGGUGCCACAGCCCUCCGACCGAGUGCAAAGGAGCCCAGAAGCCCCCCGGCCUCUGGCUCCCGAGACCCGAGACUUCAGCUGCCUUCCGCCCGGUGCCUCGGACUUGGGACCGUGCGAACGCCCAGGAAGCUCCGGCCCGGGUCCAGCACCCCGUGAGGGGUCCCAAGCGGGCUGGGCGGUCGGACUGAGCCGGACCCAGCUGGUGCUGUGAGCCGAGGCUGUCACCUUUCUGCCGCUCCAGGCGAGAGGCUCAGCGCUUGCCCCGAAGAAGGGAACACAGGCCACCCACCACCCCGGCCCCGGCGGCGGGCGAGAGCCGAGAGCUGCAGCUGUCCCAAGGAAGUGACAACACCGCCUCCGUGGACGGGACAUCCUCAGGAGCCCCUCUCACAGCCACUGCUACCUUCUUCCAGGACAGGCCAGGGGUCUCCAUGGGUGCCUGAGGGCCGGGCGCCAGGGCCGCACGCAAGAGCAUGGUGAGACACCAGCCCCUGCAGUACUACGAGCCUCAGCUGUGCCUCUCCUGCCUCACGGGCAUCUAUGGCUGCCGCUGGAAACGCUACCAGAGAUCUCACGAUGACACCACGCCGUGGGAACGCCUCUGGUUCCUGCUCCUCACCUUCACCUUCGGCCUCACGCUCACCUGGCUCUACUUCUGGUGGGAAGUGCACAAUGACUACGAUGAAUUCAACUGGUACCUCUACAACCGCAUGGGCUACUGGAGUGACUGGUCUGUGCCCAUCCUCAUGACCACGGCUGCUGCCUUCACCUACAUCGCGGGCCUCCUGGUCCUAGCACUAUGUCACAUCGCCGUGGGUCAGCAGAUGAACCUGCACUGGCUACACAAGAUGGGGCUGGUGGUCAUCCUGGUGGCCACGGUAGUGGCCAUGUCAGCCGUGGCCCAGCUGUGGGAGGACGAGUGGGAGGUGCUGCUGAUCUCCCUGCAGGGCACGGCACCAUUCCUGCACGUGGGGGCCCUGGCCGCCGUCACCGCGCUUUCCUGGAUCGUGGCAGGACAGUUUGCCCGUGCAGAGCGGUCCUCCUCCCAGAUGGCCAUUCUCUGUAUCUUCUUUGCCAUGGUGUUUGCCUUCUACCUGGCGCCUCUCACCAUCUCCUCUCCCUGCAUCAUGGAGAAAAAGGACCUGGGCCCCAAGCCUGCCCUCAUCGGCCACCGUGGGGCACCUAUGCUGGCCCCAGAGCACACGCUGAUGUCCUUCCGGAAGGCUCUCGAGCAGAAGCUGUAUGGGCUACAGGCUGAUGUCACCAUCAGCCUGGACGGCGUGCCCUUUCUCAUGCAUGACACCACCCUGCGGCGCACCACCAACGUGGAGGAGUUGUUCCCGGAGCUCGCCCGCAGGCCCGCCUCCAUGCUGAACUGGACCAUCCUGCAGAGGCUCAAUGCUGGCCAGUGGUUCCUGAAGACGGAUCCCUUCUGGACGGCCAGCUCCCUGUCACCCUCCGACCACAGGGAGGCUCAGAACCAGUCCAUCUGCAGCUUAGCAGAGCUCCUGGAGCUGGCCAAGGGCAAUGCCACGCUGCUGCUCAAUCUGCGUGACCCGCCACGGGAACACCCCUACCGCGGCAGCUUCCUCAACAUCACGCUGGAGGCCUUGCUGCGCUCUGGCUUCCCCCAGCACCAGGUCAUGUGGCUGCCUAACAGGCAGAGGCCCUUCGUGCGGAAGGUGGCUCCUGGCUUCCAACAGACGUCGGGCUCCAAGGAGGCAGCUGCCAGCCUGCGGAGAGGCCACAUCCAGAGGCUGAAUCUGCGCUACACUCAAGUGUCCCGCCAGGAGCUCAGGGACUAUGCAUCCUGGAACUUGAGCGUGAACCUCUACACAGUCAAUGCACCGUGGCUCUUCUCUUUGCUGUGGUGCGCGGGGGUCCCGUCUGUCACCUCCGACAACUCCCAUGCCCUGUCCCAGGUGCCUUCCCCUCUCUGGAUCAUGCCCCCAGACGAGUACUGUCUCAUGUGGGUCACCGCGGACCUGAUCUCGUUCAGCCUCAUCAUUGGCAUCUUCGUGCUGCAGAAGUGGCGCCUGGGUGGCAUACGGAGCUACAACCCCGAGCAGAUCAUGCUGAGUGCUGCGGUGCUCCGGACCAGCCGGGACGUCAGCAUCAUGAAGGAGAAGCUCAUCUUCUCAGAGAUCAGCGACGGCAUGGAGAUCUCCGAUGAGCUCUCUGUAUGUUCAGACAACAGUUAUGACAUGUAUGCCAACAGCGCUCCCACCCCUAAGGAUAACCGAGGGAGUGGCAGCCGCACCAAGACUCUCACAGACCGGAGUGGGCGUUAGCUGAAGACCUGUCUGUCCCAGCCAGCACCUAACGUGGAGACCAGGGGACCCAAGAGAGCUGGCAGAAGCAUGUCUGGACCUGGAGUGCUCUGUGAGCUGGCUCCACGGCCUCCUCAUUGGCUCCAGCCUCCUGUCAGCCACAGCUCCCCUUGAAGGGGGCUCCCUUCUCACCUGAGGCCCAGCUGGGUCAGAACUCCAGCCUCACAGAGGCCCCUGCGGGCCUGGGGCUCGCUCUGGGAAGUCUGGGGCCCAGGGCCUGGUCCUCCCCUGGAGGCCUUCCCUUGCAUCCUGAUCUGGAAGCUCUGAUGGGUCACUGCUGGGCCGCGUGGCAGCUGAGGAUGUGGAUGUCCACGUGUGUCCAUCCUCCUGUUUAUGCUGAGGCAACCGACUUCUCUGUGUGGCUCCUGCCUUGAGGGCCUGGGCUGGGCCUCUGCCCCCAGCAGCUGUUCUUCACAUCCGUCUCAAAGCACAAGGAGGUCCAGCCCAGGAGGAAAGCCUGCCGUGGUGGACACACUCCUCCCUAACCAGCCUCCUACCACCACGGGCCCUGCCUCAGGAGAGGGACUGAGCCAUGUCCCAGGAGCAGCUGGAGACGGCCAGGAGAACAGGCCUAGGGCUGUUUUGUCCCUUGCUCUAGUGUCCAACCGGCUUCUAGGGCAGGGUGGCAUAGGCCCAAGGGAUCUGCGGACUGGCACAGCCUCAGGUUCCCACAUCAGUGGCCACUCGGCAGUGGCCACCUGGGAAGAGCGUUCUAGGCAUGGCCAAGGAGGCCUACAGUGGAGCAAGCCUGAGAGCCGUGGCCACUAUGAUUAAAGCUGCCAUCCUGACA
Molecule: messenger RNA, 3477 nt
Organism: Hyaena hyaena (striped hyena)
Lineage: Eukaryota; Metazoa; Chordata; Mammalia; Carnivora; Hyaenidae
Gene: GDPD5
Product: glycerophosphodiester phosphodiesterase domain containing 5
Exons: 17
Coding region: 831-2648 (605 amino acids)
Biological process (GO): lipid metabolic process; positive regulation of neuron differentiation
Cellular component (GO): plasma membrane
Molecular function (GO): glycerophosphodiester phosphodiesterase activity
Source: RefSeq, a predicted model, not a curated record